CUGAAUGCCUUCUCUAAAGCUCUGACAGGGUUAGCGAGUCAGUCGGCUGCAGGCUGUCGGCGGAGUAGGUUGGCGUGGUGCUUCCUCUCCUCCGUCCAUCGUUUCAUUCCCGCUGUGCUCCUCUCUCUCACUCCGUCGCAGAGAUGUCCGGGGCGGUUCUGCUGGCGGCGGCCGCCGGGGUCGUCGUCGUCCUGGCCUUCCUGCUGCUGCUCUACAUAGUGCUGCCCGUAAGCAGCCCGACGACCAUGCCGCUGUCUGGCGCCCACGUCGUGGUAACUGGUGGUUCCAGUGGCAUUGGGAAAUGCGUUGCCAUCGAAUGCUUUAAGCAAGGGGCUUUUAUAACACUUAUUGCAAGAAAUGAGUGCCGGCUAUUGGAAGCAAAGAAAGAAAUUGAGAAGUUCUCAGUUAAUGAUAAGCAGGUUGUGCAUUGUAUCUCUCUUGAUGUUUCCAAAGAUGCUGCAAAUGUGGAAAGGGCCCUUAAACAGGCUCAAGAGAAGUUGGGUCCAGUUGACAUGCUUGUAAAUUGUGCUGGAACAUCAAUUAAUGGAAAGUUUGAAGAUACUGACAUCAGUAUGUUUGAACAAUUGAUGGCUAUCAACUAUCUGGGUAGUGUCUACCCAACUCGGGCAGUAGUUACCACCAUGAAGGAACGGAGGAGGGGAAGGAUUGUGUUUGUGUCAUCCCAGGCUGGACAAGUUGGACUGUUUGGUUAUACUGCUUAUUCUUCAACAAAGUUUGCUCUUCGAGGACUAGCUGAAGCUUUGCAAAUGGAGGUAAAGCCCUAUAAUAUCUACGUAACAGUUGCCUAUCCUCCAGAUACAGACACACCUGGCUUUGCAGAGGAAAGUCAGACAAAGAUUUUGGAGACUAAGCUUAUUUCAGAAACAUCAUCGGUCUGCAAACCUGAUCAUGUGGCCAGAAUAAUUGUUAAAGAUGCCAUUCAAGGAAAAUUUGCCAGUUCUGUUGGCACAGAUGGUCACAUGUUAACAAUAUUGACUGGUGGAAUGUCGCCUAUCUCUUCUCUUGCUGAAGCCCUACAGGCGCUUAUUUUCCUGGGCUUUUUCCGCUUGCUUGCCCUGUAUUAUAUAGCAGGUUUUGACAGCAUAGUUCGUCGUUGCAUGGCAAAAAAAGAGAAAUCUGAAAAGACGGACUGAAACAGAAUGGGUGCUAUUUAAAAAGUUGGACAGUUUGCUGCUAAAUGGGACUGUAUCUGUGGCCUGAGUAUGUCUCACAGAAAUGUGGAAGAGGUGAUAUCUUCGGUGGUGAAAGAAGGAAACUGAACUAGAAAAAGAGACUAUGCAAAGGUGCUAAUGAAGAAAACUGGGUUUUUUGGGUUGUUGUUGCUUUUCUGUGAUUUCAAGGAAUAACCAGAUUGUUGCCUUAGAAGUAAGCUUUUUGAGAAGAGUAGAACUUAAGAGUGACCUAUUUUGAUGGUAAUUCUGGACCAAUACUAAUUGUCAGCAGUGAUGAAAGAGUUAAUUCUGUUAUCCACUUCUUAAUCUGAGGACUGAUUUGGUAAAUUCCUCCCACACAACAGUAACACCUCAACUCUCCUACAGAAGGCCCAGCUUGUGUAUUAUUUUGAUUACAUGGUUUCUGCCAGGGAACUGGACCUUGUAGGCCCUGUUCUGCAUGAGUUGGUUCAAAUGGCUGUGCAAAGUCUAGUCAAAGCAGCAAAAACUAUCCAAAGAUGAAAUAUUUCAGCUCUGGGACAAUACAUGAAUUGGGCCAAAGUCUUUUGUGAAGAGGCAGUUUUUAAAUAUAGCAUAUUAAUUUGUUGAGGGGAGAGUUCUCUUUAAAUGAGCUGCCCCCUCCUUGAGAUAGGAGGCGAUAUUUGCAUGUGGAUAUUACCAAGCUGGAGAAUCAAUAUUUGAAUUGGCUCUUGGGAAACCUCAUUUGAGAUUGAGUUUUCUCCCACCAGAUUGUUGGAUUUUGACAUUCCACUCUUGACACAUGUGGUGAGUUGUGAUAAUAUUGUGUUAAAUGCUAUAUUAAGGAAUUUCUUGAUGGCAGAGCUUUACGCAUAUGAUCUCUGCAGGAGAAAUGACGUAUGCUUUAAAUAGUUGUAGAUCUUCAGCAGAGAUCAAGGACCCCCGAUCCUUACUGAGAUACUAGGGGAGGACUAUAAGCAAAACAGAAGUUGUCCAUUUUUUUGUUAUCUGUAACACGUUCAUGUUUAUUUUUGCCAGCUCUGUAAAAGACAGGUGGGCUUUAACACUGUAGAAAUUGAAGGAGAGAAUAGGGUGCUAGAGAGAACUUAAUGUAGCACAAGGAAGUGCCUAGGUCCUUACUCUGAUGGUGCAGUGGAACUUGCAAAACUAUAUUGUCUCUAAGGUUUCAUUCACAGCAUGCCAAUCUUAUUACCUACAUGGAAUCUGGACUUACACAAAAUCCCUGAGUGGAUUUUGGGAACCAUAUUUGCUGUGUAUAAAUUGACUGGUUCCCAUUGGUUGCAGAUACGCUGAACCCCAGUGUUGAACUGGUUCAUAAAAAUUCCUGCUACCCUUUGUCAUUUUCCAAGUGCCUAAAAGACUGUUAAGAGACUCUACUUGCCAGUUUGUUGGUUAGCCAAGAUUUUCUUCAAAAAAUAAAAUAAAAAGGGAAACACUUUUUAAACUGCCCUUUGGAGAACAUUAUUCAAAUCAAGUCCAGCAGCUUCUGGUUCAAUUAUAGUCUUCCAAUUUUAAUAGAUUUUUAGAUUCUCAAAAUAGAUGAAAUCACAAUACCAACUGCUUGAGAUUAAUACUAUAGUAGUUAUGUUUACUUGUUUUUGGUACAGUUACCCAGCUGUUUUGUAAGUAAACCUGGAAAGUGCCAAUCCAAACAAAAGCACUUGGAGCAUUGGGCUUUUUGAGGGGCUGAGAGGAUUGCCAGUUAGAAGGGAAGGAAGGAAAUAAUGUAGAAACAAUAACGGAUAAACUGGGCUUGGUGUUGUCGCAAAAGCAUAAAAACUUGCUUCGUAUCAUUCCGGUUAGUAACUGAGUCACAAAAAGCAUCUUUGCAUUUAUGUCUUGCUACUGUUUUAAUGGGAACUGUUGCAAGGAGAAUUUGCUCUCCCUGUUUGCCAUAAUGCUUUGGUUUUCUAGACCUGCUAGGAUAGCCCUUCAAGCUGGCCAACACACUUAGUUCAAAUAAUAAAUUCUAGAUCCUUUAAAGCAAUUUGGACAUGCCAAAUAAUCAACAGUUUAAAGAAGAACGAAUCUCUUCUACAUGUGCUUAAUGACAUGUUAACUUUCCUGUUCAUUCUGCGCCUUUACUGUGCUUAUCUGUGGAUGGAUUAUGCCCUUGGUUUCUUCAGUGUCUUGAACUAAAACAAAAAAUUCUAAUGUUAUGGAGCAUUAUCGCUCAUUUGACUCAAAUACAUGUAUGCUAAAGAACAAAUGGAAGUGGGUAACUAGCUUACAAAUGUAUACUGUGAAAAACUUUAGGCACUUUUAAAUGUUAAUAUUGAAUGAAGCUAAAACUCAUAGCUCAUUUAUGCUUGCUGUUUCAUGAAGUGUUGUGCCAGAAUACUAAAUUUUAAUAUUUUGUAUUCACCAAAUAAAUGAAAAUUGCAUUUAA
Messenger RNA from Podarcis raffonei (Aeolian wall lizard), 3561 nucleotides. It is a transcript of the gene KDSR, whose product is annotated as 3-ketodihydrosphingosine reductase. Gene Ontology annotation, cellular component: endoplasmic reticulum membrane. Bases 144 to 1154 code for a protein of 336 amino acids. The record is from RefSeq and is a predicted model, not a curated record. The transcript is spliced from 10 exons. Gene Ontology annotation, biological process: sphingolipid biosynthetic process. Gene Ontology annotation, molecular function: 3-dehydrosphinganine reductase activity. NCBI's taxonomy places the organism in Eukaryota, Metazoa, Chordata, Lepidosauria, Squamata, Lacertidae.